This is a messenger RNA of Phaeodactylum tricornutum CCAP 1055/1, 732 nucleotides long. RefSeq lists its product with no specific name. The coding region runs from base 1 to 732 and encodes 243 amino acids. Lineage: Eukaryota; Bacillariophyta; Bacillariophyceae; Surirellales; Neidiaceae. The transcript has a single exon. The record is from RefSeq and is a predicted model, not a curated record.
AUGCCGACGCUAUACCAUAUUCCUAAGACAAUCUCUUCCCCUAUAGUUCAGUGCUUGCUCGAGCUCGACGUUGUAGGCAAUGGAGUAGAUGUUUACGAGACGAAUUUUCAAGAAAUAAAAACGGAAACAUUUUUGCUACGCAAUCCGAUGGGAACUUCACCCACGCUUGAGGACGAUAACAUCGUUCUUUGGGAGUCAGGGGCUGUUCUGGACUAUUUGCUGGAAAGAUAUGACACCGAAAACAGGCUUGCACCCCGAUGCUUAUCCGCCGAGUCGUUACCUGAGCAUUCCGCUCUUCGAGCAAAAUAUCUUCACGUGAAGCAAUAUAUCAUCGCUACUGUGUAUCCGUUUGUUGCGUCUCUCUUUCUUCACACGCAGAGGUCAAUCGAGGAACAGGAUGAGGCAUACAUUCAAUCCACCAAAAGAAAGUGGACCAGUGUCAUGGCGCCAGUGCUAUCGCAGUGGCUGGGUGAAGGGACGUACUUCCUCGGAGAUCAAAUGACAGCUGUCGACUUUCUCGUCUGUAAACCCCUCAACAACGCAAACAGUCUAGGCAUGUUGGUAGUGUUUCCGAGGCUGAAAUCCCUUCUUGAUCGCAUGAAAUGCCGACCCACGUUUCGACUAGCGUAUGAAGCUUUGCCCCCCAACGAGGAAAGUCACUACAAUCGGUCUAUUCUUGUUGUUCCAGGCAUGACGACUUGUCAAGUCUCCGUCGAGGAUAGCAAAGCAUGA